GGUCGCAUAAACACACAGGUGAGAGGGGGGUUGAGCCGUGUUUAAAACUCCGUAAACACACUGAACUGAGCUCUGAAUUAAAGUUAGUGAAGCUCUGAACUGAUCAUGAAGACAUUUAUCUCCCUGUUAUAUUUACGCUCUUUAAAAGAUAAUCCUCACAUUAUUGAACCACAUGAUAAAAACCUGAAAUUAAUAGCCUACACAGGCUCGCAGUGUUGCCAGAUUGGGUGGUUUCAUGCCAAAUAUCGAGUUGUGUCAGAAAUUGUCUGGAGGAAACGCUGUGAUUUGACGGGUGAACAAAACUUACCAAGUGUUAGAAGUUUGGAAAUUGAACUCCUCAGUGUUGAAGUUAGAUAUUUAACCUGGCAGAGACAGAGCUUUUAGUCCUGCUGAUAGAAAUUUGAAGCUGUGUUUAUGUUCGUUAUUAUAUGAGUAUUUCUUUCUUUCAUUUUUUCCACUUUUUUUGUGAUAUUUAGGAUAUUUAAGGUAUUUUAUUUGAGAUCAUAGUCUCAGCGCAAAACUGUGUAACUCAACACCUUGUUUUAGUAUAAUUUCUUACUUUUUCUUUUAUUAUGUACAUUAUUUUAGGUGUUCAUAGGUUGCAUUCGUUUUAAACUCUAUAUAUUGUCAAACUUUUUCAUAGUAUUUCAUUUAAAGACUCAAAACAAAAUUUUAGUACGUUUUAGGGCGACUUUUAGUUUGACAGAAAAUCGUUUGGACUCUCGCCAAAAUGUUGCUAGAAUUAUAAUGCUCCGUCCCAGCUCGGCCAGACGAAUGACUGACACUCAGAUCAAAGAGAGUUCCGGACUGAAGAUGGUCUGCGCGCCGGUGACGUCACCCAAGUGCGGACCCAGAGGAAGGGCUCGUGGCGCUGUUUGGGACAGAACCCGAGAGUAGAGCGACGGUAGGUGGAAGAAGCUGAGGAGAGACGGGAGUGCAUUAGAAGAUUCUGGGACCAGAGACAUUCUGUGGUUGUCCAUCCUUAAAAACAAACCAUGGAACAGGGUCCUCAAAAAUCAUUAGAUGAUGUCCUGCACAGAGUCUUACAGAGACACAAAAAUAACAUGAAGGACAAGUAUGAGAACUUGCUUAAAGGAUUACAUCAUCCAGAUAAAACUCUCUUGAACAAAAUGUACCCAAAUUUGUACAUUUCUGAGGAGAAACAAAGUGAAGAGUUGAAGGAAGAACAUGAGGUUUUACAGAUGGAGAAAAUGCCCAGAAAACACCUACAGAACACUUCAAUCAACUGUGCAGAUAUCUUUAAAUGUACACAAGGUCCUGUAGAAGAAACAGAAAGAAAAGAUGAUGAAGGAAUAAAAGUGCAGAAACUCAGAAGUGUGUUGACCAAAGGGAUUUCUGGUAUUGGAAAAACUGUCUCUGUGCAGAAGUUUGCUCUGGACUGGGCUGAAGGAAAAGCUAAUCAGGAUGUAGAUUUUAUGCUUGUUCUUCCAUUUCGGGAACUGAACUUGAUAAAGGGUGAUCCGUACAGUCUUCAUGGACUACUGUGUGCCUUCCACCCUGAGCUCCAAGAUCUGGAUCCAAACAUCUAUGAUGAGCACAAAGUUGUGUUUAUUUUAGAUGGUCUGGAUGAAAGCAGAAUUCAGCUGAACUUCUCAAACUGUGAGAAAAUAUCUGACAUAAACACGACUUCAUCAUUAGAUGUAUUGAUGUCAAACCUGAUCAAAGGAGAAUUGCUUCCCUCUGCUCUCAUCUGGAUAACAUCCAGACCAUCAGCAACCAAACAGAUCCCUCCUCAGUUCAUUGAUCGUAUGACAGAAAUGGAGGGAUUCAGUGACCCACAGAGGGACGAGUACUUUAGGAGGGAAAGCGGUGAUGAAGACCAAGCUCAGAAAAUCAUCUCACACAUCAACACAGUGAGGAGCCUUCAGAUCAUGUGCCAAAUUCCUGACUUCUGCUGGAUCUCAAACACUGUUCUUCAGCAAAUAGUCAAGCAAAGUGAUACAGAAAUCCCUAAAACCCUGACUGAAAUGUACUCCCACUUCCUGCUCUCUCAGAUCAACAUGAAGAAUGAGAGAGACCCAAAGAAACUGCUAGAAUCAAACAGAACUGGUCUUCUGAAACUGGCUGAACUGGCUUUCAAACAGCUGAUGAAGGGAAAUUUGGUGUUCUAUGAAGAAGACCUGAGAGAGAGUGGCAUUGAUGCCACUGAGGCCUCAGUGUAUUCCAGGAUUUUUACUGAGAUCUUUAGGGAGGAAUGUGUUCUUUACCAGAGGAAGAUUUACUGCUUUAUUCAUCUAAGCUUUCAGGAGUUCCUGGCUGCUGUUUACGUAUUUUGCUGCUAUGAGAACAAGAACACAGAGGUAUUGGAGGAUUUUAAACCACAGCCUAGUAAGAGGCCUGUGUAUGGCUGUUUUAAUCCGAAGUUUAGAGAGUGGUCGAAGAAGGUUUCACUGGAUGAGCUGCUGAUGGGAGCAGUGGAUAAAGUCUUGAAGAAUCAGAACGGACACCUGGAUCUUUUCCUCCGAUUCCUGCUGGGCAUCUCUCUGGAGUCCAAUCAGAGACUCCUGCAGGUUCUACUGACACUCGAACACAGCAGAUCUGAGAAAACUGCAGAGUACAUCAGGACAAUAAUUAAAGAACUUGAUGAUGAUCAACAGUGCCCCUUUUCAACUGAACGAUCCAUCAAUUUGUUUCUCUGUCUAUCUGAAAUGAAUGAUCAGUCUAUCUCCAGAGAGCUUCUGGAGUAUAUAAAGUCAGAGAAACACUCAAACGAGAAGCUCUCUCCUGUACAGUGUUCAGCACUGGCCUAUAUGCUUCUGAGUUCAGAGGAGGUGCUGGAUGAACUAGACCUGAAGAAAUACAAAGCAUCAUCAGAGGAUGGCUAUUCGAGACUGCUUCUGGCUGUGGGUGUCUGCAGGAAAGCUUUAAUACGUAGCUGUUUUAGCACACUGUAUCCCACCACUUGUGAAAUUCUAAGCUCAGCUCUACAAUCAUUAAACUGCCCCCUGAAAGAGCUGGACCUCAGUAACAUUUGUAUAGAGGAUUCAGCAGUGGAGACACUCUUUUCGGGACUGAAAAGUUUGCAUUGUAAACUGGAGACACUCAGACUAGCUAUCUGUAAUCUUGGGGGAAAGGCUUGUGAAAUUUUGGGAUCAGCUCUACAGUCAGUCAAUUCCUCCCUGAAAGAGCUGGACCUCAGUUACAAUGACUUGCGGGAUUCAGGAGUGGAGAGGCUCUCUGCUGGGUUGAACAGUCCACACUGUAAACUGGAGACACUCCGACUUGCAGGCUGUUUUCUCACUGUGAACUCCUGUGAAUGUCUGGGAUCCGUGCUACAAUCAGUGAAGUGUCCCCUGAAAGAGCUGGACCUCAGUAACAAUAAUCUGCAGGAUUCAGGAGUGCAGCUGCUCUCUGCUGGACUGAUGAGCUCACACUGUAAACUGGAGACACUUGGACUUUCUAUCUGUCAUCUUGGGGAAAAGGCCUGUGAACAUUUAGGAUCAGUUUUACAAUCAACAAACUCUUCACUGAAGGACCUGAACCUAAGUAACAAUGACCUGAGUGAUUCUGGAGUGGAACUGCUCUCUGCUGGACUGAAGAUUUCACAUUGUAAACUGGAGACACUCAGGUUGUCUGGUUGUAUGGUCACCGAGGAAGGCUGUUCUUCUCUGGCUUCAGCUCUAAAAUCAAACCCCUCCCACCUGAAAGAACUGGAUCUGACCUAUAAUCACCCAGCAGAAUCUGGAGUGAAACUGCUCUCUGACAUAUUGGAGGAUCCAAACUGUGCGCUGCAAAACCUACAGGUUAAACCUGGAGGGAAGAUGUGGAUGAAACCAGGACUAAAGAAAUAUGCGUGUGAGCUCACUCUCGAUCCAAACACUGCAUACGUAGAUCUCUACCUUUCGGAGGAAAACAGAAAGGUGGAGCGUGAUUAUCAGAAAUAUCAGACACGUGCAGAUCAUCCAGACAGAUUUGACGUUCAAAAGCAGGUCCUCUGUGUCGAGAGUCUGAGUGGACGCUGCUACUGGGAGGCUGAGUGGGAUGGGAGGGGGGCAGCUAUUGUUAUGUCAUACAAAGGUAUAAAGAGAAAAGGAUAUGGUUUGGACUGUCUCUUUGGGGCCUGGAAUCAGUCCUGGAGUAUAGAGGGGAAUAUUAAUAACAGUUACACCUUUUGGCACAACUGUCAUCUGACUUCCAUAUCUGCCCCCGUCCCUCUCUCCCGCAGAGUAGCUGUGUAUCUGGACUGGGUGGCCGGCACACUGUCUUUCUACAACAUUUCACCCAACUCACCAACACCCAUCCAUGUAUACACAGUCCACCACACAUUCACUGAGCCGCUCUACGCUGGGUUUAGGCUUCGUUCCCGUUCCUCAGUUUGUCUGUGUAACACAGAAUAGCUGCUGCCCGAGAUGCAGAUUUACAUUAGACUUGAGUCACAAAUAUAACCACUUUAGACCUUUAGACAAAAUACAAAAGAUGUCUUAACCUUAAACUAAACCAUUAGCUGGCUAAUAAUUUUGAAAUGAAUUUAAAAAAAUGCAUAUUAAUAUUUUUUUUUUAUAAAUGUAUGCACAAAUACGGGAAACUUUUACUAGAUCUGAUUAAACUCAAUCUUGUUUACAGUGCUUGGAGGUGAACUUUUAUUAUCUUUGGGUUGGGCAGUUUUGACAGCCAUUUCUCAACUGUAAAUAGUUGAAGCUUAGAGCCCAUGGGUGGAGUGUACUAUUUAUUGAAGUCACUGACUUCAACUACACACACUACUCACUGUCAAUGCAAAUCCCUGGGACCACAGCCACAGCAAAUAAUAAAAUAUAUGCCACAUACAUAUCUGUUGUUCCCAAUAAAUCAUCACUUUUUCCAUAAAUAGGUUUCUUUCAUAAUUUUUUUUGAAUAUUUAAAAAAAAAGUUUUUAAUAUUUUCUAUUAUAAUUUCUGUUUUCUGGGUGACAUUUAAUAAAAUAUUUGGAAAUCUCUCUUACAAGAAGCAUUUCUCAGCCCUGGUCCUGAAAGCACCCUUCCCUGCAAACAUACACAUGAUUCAACUAAUCCGCUUGUUAAAAGCACUUUUAGCAUUUUCAGGGUUUGUGAUAGAGCACUAAAUUGUGCAGGGUAUUGUGCCUCCAGGGCCACGCUUGUGAAACACUGUUCAUAAAAUACAUUUUCAUAUUAAAGGCUUAAUUAACUUUUCCUUUCUAGUAAUUAAACCAAAACUAAAUCUGAGCUUACUCUAAUUGAACAGUGAUGACUUCUGGAAUAAGUUAGGGGUGGUUGACUAGAGCUUAAACAUGCCCCCAACAAUAAUUACACAUCAUUCACUGUGUUUACUUUCCUCCUUACUUUCCUGUGUUUUCUUUGCUGCUCAUUGUUUCUUUUUUUCAGAAGUCAUAAUUAAGUCAUUUUUGUAAAGAAAUGUUUUUAAACAUAACUUUACUGUUAGUUUAUUAAACAAUCAUAUUUAUA
Molecule: messenger RNA, 5420 nt
Organism: Astyanax mexicanus (Mexican tetra)
Lineage: Eukaryota; Metazoa; Chordata; Actinopteri; Characiformes; Acestrorhamphidae
Product: NACHT, LRR and PYD domains-containing protein 12
Exons: 10
Coding region: 996-4358 (1120 amino acids)
Molecular function (GO): protein binding
Source: RefSeq, a predicted model, not a curated record